Pseudozyma flocculosa PF-1 is the source of this 3018-nucleotide messenger RNA. RefSeq lists its product as uncharacterized. Lineage: Eukaryota; Fungi; Basidiomycota; Ustilaginomycetes; Ustilaginales; Ustilaginaceae. Gene Ontology annotation, biological process: regulation of DNA-templated transcription. The coding region runs from base 1 to 3018 and encodes 1005 amino acids. The record is from RefSeq and is a predicted model, not a curated record. Gene Ontology annotation, cellular component: nucleus. The transcript is spliced from 2 exons.
AUGGCCAACAAGAGGAGCAGGCCGUCGUCGCAUGCAUCCACCUCGGCGCGCCGUGGAUCCGACUCUGACGAUGCUUACCAACCUCCCAAGCGCAAGCGCAGCCGCCUCACGCGAUCCCAGAGCCGCGGCCGUGUCAAGGAAGAGAAAGAGGAGCUCGAUGACGACGACGACGACGACAACGUAGCACGCCCCUUUGUCUACAUCAAGCCCUCGCCAAAAUCAUCGAGGAGCCCAGCGCAUCGACGCUUCUCGCCCUUCCUGCACAUCUCCUCGAGCGACCUCGACUGUCCGGGCCCCAGCAGCCGACCCGCGCAGCGGCCGACGGCGUGCGACUCCGCGGCCGACGACGACGACGACGACGAUGGCGAGAUGGACGAGCCGCAUACCGAAAGCGACAGCGAGAGCGAGAGCGAAAGCGAGAGCGAAAGCGAGAGCGAAAGCGAGAGCGAAAGCGAGAGCGAAAGCGAGAGCGAAAGCGAGAGCGAAAGCGAGAGCGAGAGCGAGAGCGAAAGCGAGAGCGAGAGCGAGAGCGAUGGGCACCACAAGGCGCCGCGAAAGCGUCGAAAGGUGCAGGCGCCUGUCAAGCGCAAGUCUGCGCCCGUUCGGAACAGCGAGCCAGCCACGAUCGUCGAGGUGGUCAUCGAGCAGUCCAAUCGCCAGUCCUGGCAUACGCCCAUGCGCUUCCACAACAGGCACGGCCAGCCGAGCGCCAUUCCGCAGAAACGGUCCUCGCCGAGCAAGAAGCCAAGCAAGAAGAAGCCCGCUCCGACGCCGCGGAAGCGCCGUUCGCCUUCAACGGACCUCGACGUUCCCGACACGAUCAUCACACCACCGCGGCAGACGCCGGCUGCCCAGGCUCCAGCCGAGCCGGCCGCCUCGCUGCGCCUGGCACCGAAUGGCAUACCUGCGCGUCGAAGGAUGGUCGAAGCCGAAGAGGACGACGAAAAGGAGAUCGCGCUGCUCGAUCCCCCCAAACCACCGACGUCCUCGAAAGCGGGCAGUCCAACGAGGGCGCACGACCAGCAGAGCAACGACGUGAUCGUCGUGUCGUCAUCUCCGGCGGCCGUCGCAGCCGAAGAACCCGAGCCUGAGCACGACACCAAGCAGCUCGAGGAGGCCAGGGAGGAGUCGCCACCGCCGGCCGCCCCGCCCGCCGAGGAGAGCGACUCGGACGAUGAUGCCAUGCUCGAGGAGCUGCGUGCGCUGCUCGAGGCAGACGGCGCCGGCAGCGAGACGGACGAUCCGAACGAAUCCUACGAGCAGAAGCGCCAGCGCCGGCUUCGGCAGAACGAGGCGCUGCUCGCCCAGCUCGGACUCGCAGACAUUGAUGGCACACGCCCCAAUCCGGCCAACGACGGCAGUGCUAGCCAGAACGUCGGCGAGGACCAGGGCGAACACGCCCUUGAGCACGCUCAGAAUCCCGGCGAGUCGAGCCAGGCGAACGGCGCAGCCAGCGGCGCCCCCGCGGCGACCAAGAAGCGCAAGAAGUACGUGCGCAAGAUCCGCUGGGCCGACGACGGCACCACCAAGGACGAUCCGCUGCCCGGCACCAAGUUCGCCGUCGCCUACGUCGAGAUAUCGCAGAUGCGCGAGCGGCACAGGAACGAGUACCUUCGCCUCGAGGACCUACCCGACCCCAUCGUCGAGGAGCCCUGGAGCGAGCCGGAGGAGGAGGAAGACGGCGACGGCGACGACGAGGCCGUCGACGAAGGCGGUGCGCCGAAAGCGGGGGGACGCGGCCGCAAGGGCGCCAAGAGCAAGAAGCCGAAGCUGGACGUGGGGGCCAAGCCGAAGAAGGUCAUCGACUGGAACGCACCCGGCACCACGUGCCACCAGUGCCGCCGCAAGACGCUCGACGACAAGAUGCGCUGCACCUGCACUCGGGGCGACUCCGCUUGCACCCUCUACUUUUGCAAGCGCUGCAUCGAGAUCCGCUACGGCCUCGAGUUCGACGCCGGCGCCACCGACUUCCACUGCCCACGCUGCAUGGGCUUCUGCAACUGCUCCAUCUGCCUGCGCAAGGGCGGCCACGGCAGCCAGCUGGUCGAGACGGGCCCCAACAGCAAGCGCAUGUUCUCGCUCUCGCACAUCGUCCGCGGAGCCAAGGGCGACCAGCGCUACAAGAGCGUGCGCGACUACAUCCAGGCCGUCGUCGGCAAGCAGGAGCUUCAGGGCGCGGGCGAGCAGGCUCAAGAGGACGGCCGAGCGGGGCCGAGCACGAGCACGAGCGCAGGCACCGGCGGAAAGCAGAGUCAAAGGCGACAGCCCACACGAAACGAGAGCAGCUACGGCGCGAGCGCAGACGGGCAGGACCAGCUCGUGGAUACCCCAGCGCAGGCCGAGAGCGAGGCAAACGGGCCUCUCGACGUCACAAGCGCCUCGCGAGGCUACAGCCUGGCCCAAGCAAGCAACGAGACGCCAAAGGAACGGUGGCCGAACCUGGAUGUCGGCGGGGACCCGCUGCGAGAGGACGACAAGGGCCGGCAGCGCGCAAGGGACAUCAAGCACUCUCUUUGGGGCACCCACAGCAUCUCGUCCGACGACCUCACCUCCGACGAGUCAUCGCUCUCGUCUGCCGAGUCCGACCAGCCGAGGACGCGUUCGGCCUCGUCGUCGCUGUCGGCGCCGCAUCCGCCCCCGACGCCGCGGUACAGCACGGUGCGCCUUCUCGACGACACCGGACGGCCCUCGCUCAAGUUCCGCUUCGUGCCGCAGCGACGGACGGCGCUGAGCGUGGCGGAGCUGGCGUCGAACCCGGUCGAUGAGGCCGGACGCGCCAUCCUGUUCCGAGGCGCAGCGGCGACGGCCACGCCAGAGACCAAGACGAAGACGAAGACGACGACGGCGACGACGAUGACGAGGGGCCUCGCUGGCCGACCGCACGCGGCCAAGAUUGCAAAGGAGGAAAAGGACGUGUGGGUGCGCGGACCGGCCGACCUGAGCAGCGACGACGAGAGUUGUGGCCUGUCGGAGUACGAGGACGCCAAGCUCGACGUUCAGCUGGGCUCGCGGGCGUAG